UUGUCCUUUCAAGUUUUGUUCUCCAAUACGGAACUAGGAACGAAAAAUUUCUGAAGUACGAAUGAUAUUAGUACUCUCACCAAAUGGAGAACGGUGAUUCGGAUAAAUGGACUAAACCUAUAGAAGACGAGGUGUUGGUAUGAAACAAUGGCGAGGAGGCUUUGUUCCCGCCUUUCCAACUUUUCGUCUUUCUUUGGAAACCAUUCCCUUCAAAAAUACCCUUUGCAACCCUCUUUAAGAUUUUACUCUCUUUCUCUCUCAGCUGUUAGCAGGUCCAGGAAUCAUACCCUUGGUGGGUUGUCCUUUAGUUUUCAAGUGUGGCGGUCAUAUGCUCGAGGUGGACGUAACCAUUAUGAUCUCUUUGGUGGUAGGAAACCCGGUGACAAGGACUUUAGGAAAGCCUGGAAGAAACAGAUGGAUGAAGAUGAGUGUCUAUGGACAGGAAGUGAAGAUGAAAGCAAUUCGGAGAAGGGUCAAAGUCGUCUUGAAAAAGAAAUCAAGGAAGUAAGACGGAAGGCGAAGGAGCACUCAGACUUAAUCGAUGCUGAUGACAGUGAUGAAUUGUAUAGUGUUUGGUCAGGAAGUGACGAGGAGAAGACUCUGUGGACUGGCAGCGAAGAAGAUGAUGAUAAUGAUAUACCAACUGAACCCUAUCCAAGUGAAGCUAGUGAUAAGUAUAUUGAUAAAUUGUUUGAAUUUGAUGAGAAACCUAAAUAUCGAACCAUCUCAGAGCUUUUGAAAGCUGAAAAUGAGCCAGAAGAGCUGUCUCCUGGAAAGCAAGCUAGGAAGCUUGCAGUUGAGAAUGCAUUGAAAAAAUUGAAGAAGGGGCCAGAUGGGCGCUAUAUAAAUGUCUGGGAAGUCAUGAGUGAUAUAGAUAUACUUAUAGGGGCAUUUGAAAACAUUGUCUCGGGACCAGAAUAUGAGGAGCUUAGACAGGGAGGGCCUAAGAAAUUGAAUAUGGAGUUUUUCAAGGACAUACAAGCGCGCAUGAGAGAUCCAAAUUAUAAGUUCUCAUCUGAGAUAAAAUUGAAACCAAAGAGCAAACUGGUUUCAAGAAAGAAAUGGCAGAAGGCACAAUCAAGACGAAGGAAAGCACAAAAGCGCUGAGUUGUUAUCCUUACUUUUUAUGUCAACCCAGGUCAGUAUUGUAGUUCUUUCAUAUCAAAAACAAGUUAUAUUCUUUCUGUCUUCAUUUUUGCAUGAUAAAUUAAAACACAUUACUUUUGUGUGAUGUUUUCACAGGGUUUUAUGUAGGUCAUAAUUCUUAUAUGUUGUUUGUCUUCAAGAUAUUGGCUUCCAGUGACAUAAUUAUUUAGGCUUGCUCUCCAAUGUUGAUAUCUUUGAGUAGAAUAUCACCUUUUGUUUGUUGAA
Messenger RNA from Mangifera indica (mango), 1371 nucleotides. RefSeq lists its product as uncharacterized. The record is from RefSeq and is a predicted model, not a curated record. The transcript has 2 exons. Bases 148 to 1107 code for a protein of 319 amino acids. Lineage: Eukaryota; Viridiplantae; Streptophyta; Magnoliopsida; Sapindales; Anacardiaceae.